Molecule: messenger RNA, 2430 nt
Organism: Parasteatoda tepidariorum (common house spider)
Lineage: Eukaryota; Metazoa; Arthropoda; Arachnida; Araneae; Theridiidae
Product: protein croquemort
Cellular component (GO): cytoplasm; membrane
Molecular function (GO): scavenger receptor activity
Source: RefSeq, a predicted model, not a curated record
GAUUCUCGAUUUGGCGACGAAAUGCGAGGAACUGUAGGGAAUAGCAGUUCUUUCUUAUGACUAACAUAACACACGAGACCUUUUGUAAAUAAUCGCAAGGCCAAUAGCCGCGCUAGAUGGUAGCUUAUCUGCUUAAAUGCCUAUUAAUGAUGAUUUUCGUAAAGUGUGCCUAUCCUUGAAAAGUGCUCGAUCUUUUUAGUUUUGGAGUUUACCUCAAUUAAACAUUCCAUUGUGUUGUCCAGAAUGUAACAAUGUUUUAAAGACUAAAAUCGCUGUGCAGCGAUCACGAUUUUGUAAUGGCUCUUUCAAGAGUUUCGAAAACUGUUAUUCUUGUUGCUGUGGGAAUUCUCAUGGCUGUCAUGGGUUUACUUUCCUAUAUUAUGUUCCCUCGUAUUUUAAAAUGGCAAGUAGAAGAAAAUCUUAUACUGUCGCCUGAAGCUGAGCCUUAUGAAUUUUGGCGAGUGAUACCUGUACCUAUAUACAGUAAAUUUUAUUUUUUUAAUAUAACUAAUACCAAAGACAUUUUAGAGCAUAAAGCAAAACCUUUUGUACAGGAACUUGGGCCUUAUACAUUUAGGGAGACUCGUGAGAAAGUGAACAUAACGUGGCAUCCAAAUGGGACAGUAUCCUAUUUUCAAAUUAAGAGGUGGUACUUUGAACCUAGUAUGACAUCUGGUUCCUUGGAUGAUCUUAUAACGACAGUCAAUGUGCCUUUAGCUACAGCUGUGAAUAAGGGAAUUAGAUCUGGUGAUACUUUCUACUUAAAUGGUGUGGAUGCCAUGGCACAGCACACAAAGAGCACCCUCUACGUCACUAAAAAUGUACGAGAUCUAUUAUUUGAUGGCUACGAUGACGAAAUUUUUGAAGCGGUCAAAGAAAUGGGAAUCGUUGUUCCCUACGAGAAGUUUGGUUGGUUUUAUGCCAAAAAUGGAAGUGAUGACGGAGAAUAUACAAUAUUCACUGGGAGAAAUGAUCUCGCCCAGUAUGGAUACGUUAAUUUAUAUAAAGGAAGCAGUGUGGUGCCAGGUAGACAACCACCUUGUAAUAGUGUUGGCGGAACAGCUGGUGACAUGUGGCCGCCGUUCAGAAAUGACAAAAAAGAAAAAUUGGAUCUUUUCGUAUCUGACAUUUGCAGCACCCUUCAAUUGACCUAUCUCUCUGAAGUUGAAGUGAACGAAAUAGAGUCGUACAGGUAUUGGCUGGACGAAACAGCUUUCGACAACGGGAAACACAACGAGUUCAACUCUUGUCAGUGUUCCGAUGUGUGUAUGCCCCCUGGAGCAUUAGAUAUCGAGACCUGCCAAUUCGACACACCAGCUGUUGUUUCUUUUCCUCAUUUUCUUUAUGCGGAUCAGCAUUACAUGGACAAGAUAGAUGGUCUGACACCAGAUCCUGCAAAACACAUGUUCUUCAUUGACCUCGAACCUAAAUUGGGUAUUCCUGUAAAUGUUGAUGCAAGAUUACAAAUUAAUGUAGCCAUUCCAAACUGUGAUGAAUUAGAAAAUCUUGAACUGCCUGAUGAGAAGAUUUUCUAUCCUAUAUUUUGGUUCAGUGAGUCUGCUUCGAUUAACCUGGAGACUGCUGAGAAACUGAAAUUUGUGACAAAGAUGUUGCCUCAGUAUGUGACCAUCGGAUGUUUCUUGUCUGUUGCUUGUGGUGGAGUCAUUAUAAUUGUUGUUUUACAUCAAACAGUCAGGCAUAUCAGACAAAAACCCAAGAAACAAAUGGUGUACACAGCAGUUCGAGUCGUGCCUCAAAACUUCAAAUGAAAACAACGAACUUUGGUGCCAACAUUUUUAUAAAACAUGUAAAUAAACUUUUUUUUCUUCCACUUUUUAAUGUUUACUUUGUAAAUUUUAUGAUAUACACAUCUAGUGAUAUUAAUUCAGUUACAGAUUUAUUUCUUUUUAUAAAGUUAUAAAGGGCCAUCUAUAAAAUAUGUUUGCUUUAUAAAAAUGAAAAAAAGUUUUCUCAGACUUUGCCAUACAUGGGGAAAAAUUAGUUUUAUGUUAUGCUAUCAAAUUUUUAUGUCAUUACUGCAUUAGCAAACUCAAAAAUUAUUUAAAUUUUAUUAUUAUUAGGAAAUUUUUAUAGUCCUACAUAAAUUUUGUGUUUUGAUAAUGAAGGCCUCUGUAUUCAUAUUUAAUUGUUUUUUAUUAAUUUCUAAUUUUUCAUAGAGUUUGAAUAUAAUUGAGUAUUAUCUUUGGAAGUUAUUUAUAAAAAUUUUAAGUAAAGAAUAUGGGAGCGGCAUACAGUGAAGUGUGUAAAUUUUCAGGGGUCCGUCCAAGGCAAAUUUACAACAGUCCUUCACUAAUUCAACUUUGGGAAAAACGGUUGUUUCACAAAAUUCUUUUAAAAGAGAAAAUUCUAAGAUUCUCUUUCCCGCCUCUUGAUUUUGUUUUUGUAUCCCCUCAAUAAACUAUAAAUCCC